UGUAAUUUUGUAAGCGUAAUCAAAAUGGCGACCAGCAGAGGGCUUCACGCACGCACGGAUUUGCAAGUUCCAAACGAGCCAAUCGUCUACAAUGAACUCGCAAUUCGUACCAACAUGUCCAUAUUGUCGUACUGUCGCACCUUUGUGUCGGCCCUCUCGGGCUCAUCGGCAGGGAUUCUGGGAUUGACGGGACUGGAAGGGUUCAUUUUCUACUUCAUUGUCUCGUUUGUCUUCUCCCUUAUGCUUUGCGUGAAGGCCGGGCGUAAAUGGCAGGAAUUCUUCCGUCACAGACAACCCUUGGUUACCAGCGGGCUGUUAGGAGGACUAUUUACUUAUGUACUGUUUUGGACAUUUCUCUACGGGAUGGUCCAUGUGUACUGACACCAAAUCGAUGAGACCAUUUCAAGCAUACUUCACCGGAAUUAAUCACAGCACAGGUAUCACAGGUGGUUUCCAACAUCGAGGGGAGAAUUCAGUACUAGUGUUACUCUACAGAUGUAUGAGCGGCCUGACCCAAGACGCUUAAAUUCACCUGAGUUCUCUUUUGAGUCACAAACUCUUAUACCAAAUGUGGCACAGUGGAAAUAGGUCAGAGGUUUAAUGCGCCCAUCCAGAUACAUUUUACUGCAAUACUUUGCAUAAUGUCAAAUGGAAAUUUUUUUUUUUCAAAACGAGGGAAAUUUGAAGGCUUUCUCCCACAAGUGAAACUGAAGAACUCAGGAAAUCUUGUCUGCGGGAAAAGUGUCUGCUCAUUUAUUGCUUCAGAGAACUGGGCGUAAAGUUGGUGGCUUUAUUCCAUGAUUUUUUUGAAAUCUGCAGUACCCUUGUGAAACAAAGACACGCCUCGUAUCCAGAUGGACUGGUGCUGAUUUGUAAUUUUAGGGAGGGAUAAGUUAUUGUUGUGAUGUACCCAUGAGGAUGUCGAGAACAAGACAUCCUGUCUGCAUUGCAUUAUGAAAAGCACCAAAGACCAUCUUGUGAGCACAUGUAGGUAGCUCCAAAAUGUGUCAGAGCUGCAGAUUUGUAUCAAUCACAAACAAAAGAGCUUUUUCUGCCGUGUGAGGCACAAACCUGUAUCAUUUUAUGUUUUACUGAAAACUAUUUUUUAUGACUGAUAGACGGCAAGAUCCUUUCUUUAAGGGUUCUCUUACCAUUUGUUUCAUAAAUGUAGAUGCAUGUGAGUUGUCAUCCACAGAAGUUAAUCGGAAAAGUCUAUAAAAAUACCCAUUUGUCUAUCUCACAAUAAGCUCUAUGCAUAAUUUUGUAAAGAGACUGGAAAAAGGACGGUUGUUACUUGUUCUCAUUUGUCAAAAUCAUGAUGGUAUUGAUUUGAAUGUUUUGUGAGAAAUAUCCCUACAAAGAAGGAAAUGAGAAUGAUUACUCUUUCGGUACAGUUUUCAAUGACGAACAUAAAAAGCAUAGAAAUUGUUUUUAGACCAAUUUGGCUUUAGUCGGUAUAUGGUAUCUUUUACAUGUGUUAAUUAUGUAAAUGAUGGACAUUAAAAAAGGACGGUGCAAUUUUCCAGGUAAAA
Messenger RNA from Acanthaster planci (crown-of-thorns starfish), 1532 nucleotides. It is a transcript of the gene emc6, whose product is annotated as ER membrane protein complex subunit 6. The record is from RefSeq and is a predicted model, not a curated record. NCBI's taxonomy places the organism in Eukaryota, Metazoa, Echinodermata, Asteroidea, Valvatida, Acanthasteridae. Gene Ontology annotation, biological process: autophagosome assembly; protein folding in endoplasmic reticulum. Gene Ontology annotation, cellular component: membrane; endoplasmic reticulum; EMC complex.